UUCAACUGUCAUAUUUACUCGGACGCUCCCUUCAACUGUCAUAUUCCCUCUCUCUCUGUCUCUCUGUCUCUCUGUAACGAGAAAUGGACGGUCUGAUCAAGAACUUGAGGGACGUGGCGCUUGGCCGCGAUCAGAAGGACGACGAAUCGAGCGCCGAGUCCCGUGAUACACGGGCUAGAUCCAGCUGGGCGCAAGUAGUAUCCGGGGAGCAGGGUAACUGUGACCAAGCGAGCAGUGAUUACUCGCAUGGUUCUCGUCCCACAAAUCAGUGGCGGGAAGAGGAACUGAGCGAGGGGAUCAAUGAGAGGCGACCUUCAAGGCGAACCCCAAAGGAUGAUUAUGAAGGGUGUGAAAGAAGUGAACGUGAUAAGCAACAUGAUUAUAAUCAAAACCAGUGGGAUGGAAAGAAGGGAGGGGAAGAAAAUAAUGAUGGUUGGGAGACAGUUGGCAGAAAGCAUCCCAAGCGAUCACACAAGAUUGAAAAGGAGCACUGGAAUGGUUACAAAAGACCUCCUAGCGAACAAGUAUACUCUGAUGAGGUUGAAAAUGGUGAAAAGCUAGUGCCUUCAGAUCAGGAGCUUGCGGACCUAUCACAAGCUUUCAACAGGCUCUGGCAGCUUGACAUAAACCGUUUGGUGCCUGGCAGAGACUAUCAGAUUGAUUGUGGUGAAGGGAAAAAAGUAUUUGAGAGAGAAGAUAUGGCAGAAGGAAGCCUAUUUAGCUGGCUAAAGGAAGAUGUGUUAAGGAGGCCUACUUUUUCUCGUUUUUGUUCUCUGCUUGAUAACUAUAACCCAAAUGAAGGGUGCAAAGAAGUUGUCACUUAUGAAGAGAAACAAGAGCAAGCUGCUUUUAUAGAGGAAAUCAGCAGAACUGCACCCAUUAAAUACAUUCAUAAACUUCUUGCAUUUAAAGGCAUUGUAUCUGAAGAUUAUCAUGAUUUUAAAAGAAUAUUGACAAGUCUCUGGUUUGACCUCUAUGGUCGAGGUGGUACUUCUGGUUCCUCUUCUGCUUUUGAACAUGUUUUCGUUGGAGAAGUUAAGCAACGAGGGGAAAAAGAAGUUUCUGGUUUCCAUAACUGGCUUCAGUUUUAUCUAGAAGAAGCAAAAGGAAGGGUUGAUUAUCAAGGUUAUAUUUUUCCCCGACGACGUGGGCAAAUUCCCGACUCUGAUACCCAGUUGCUUACUGUUCAGUUUGAAUGGAAUGGAAUUCUCAAAUCUGUAUCAAGCAUUUUAGUUGGUGUGAGCCCAGAGUUUGAAGUUGCAUUGUAUACUCUUUGUUUCUAUUUGGGUGGAGAAGAUAACCAUAUGGAGUUGGGUCCAUACCCUGUUAAUAUUAAGUGCUACCGCUUUGGAAAUCGAAUUGGGUCCGUAUUUCCUAUAGCAGAGUGUUGAAUGAAUGCGUUUGGGAGAGGUAUGCGGAAAAGAUAUUAUGAUUGAUACCCUCUUUGUAAGGACUUUGACUUGCUAGUAUGAUCAAAUGAACCUAAAUAAACUUGUUUUCGUAUAUUUUAUUCUAGAUGUUGGCAUUAUAGGCCAAAGUUGUUAAGCAGGUGGUCCUUUAAGAGUACUAUUAAUGCAGCUUCAUUUUGCAGAGU
This is a messenger RNA of Manihot esculenta (cassava), 1594 nucleotides long. RefSeq names its product poly(U)-specific endoribonuclease-B. The record is from RefSeq and is a predicted model, not a curated record. Lineage: Eukaryota; Viridiplantae; Streptophyta; Magnoliopsida; Malpighiales; Euphorbiaceae. The transcript is spliced from 8 exons. Bases 84 to 1391 code for a protein of 435 amino acids. Gene Ontology annotation, molecular function: RNA endonuclease activity.